AUGAGUAACAGCGAGCUUCUCACCGUCGAUCCUCUGGACCUUCAAUUCCCUUUUGAAUUGAAGAAGCAGAUCUCUUGCUCUCUUUACUUGACGAACAAGACCGACAGUAAUGUCGCCUUCAAGGUUAAGACGACGAAUCCGAAAAAGUACUGCGUUAGGCCUAACACUGGAGUUGUUCUUCCAAGGUCCACCUGUGAAGUUCUUGGUCCGUUCUCUGAUUCUUUUUCUCUCGAGCUUGGAUUGUUGACCAUGCAAGCUCAGAAGGAAGCUCCUUCGGAUAUGCAGUGCAAGGACAAGUUUCUUCUUCAAGGUGUGAUUGCUAGUCCUGGUGUCACCGCCAAGGAAGUUACUCCUGAGAUGUUUAGCAAAGAGGCUGGGCAUCUUGUUGAGGAGACUAAACUGAGAGUUACUUAUGUUGCUCCACCUCAACCACCAUCACCGGUCCAUGAAGGUUCAGAAGAGGGUUCUUCACCAAGGGCCUCGGUUUCUGAUAACGGACAUGCUUCUGAAUUCUCUGUAAGUUUUAAGUUUCAGAGAUUUAGCGCGGACAAGGGUGAGCCUCAAGAAAACACAUCAGAGGCAAGGGCUCUUAUCACAAAGCUAACCGAGGAAAAACAGUCUGCCCUUCAACUGAACAACAAACUUCAAAGAGAACUGGAUCAAUUGAGGCGUGACAGCAAGAGAAGCCAGAGUGGUAUCCCGUUCAUGUACGUUCUUCUGGUCGGACUAAUCGGUCUAAUUUUGGGAUACAUUAUGAAGAGGACAUAA
Thlaspi arvense is the source of this 768-nucleotide messenger RNA. The record is from the annotation of a GenBank genome assembly. Lineage: Eukaryota; Viridiplantae; Streptophyta; Magnoliopsida; Brassicales; Brassicaceae.